AGUGACAGCAUUAUCGAAACAAAAAUGUUCAAAAUAGUCGCGGCUUUGUGCCUAGUGGCCACAGCUUACGCUGUAGAAUUCGAAAUUACCAACCACGACGGUGGAGAUAUCUGGGUUGGUAUUUUAGGAAACGGAAAACCAGACGGCUCACACUACGAACAUUUGCACAACGGAGGUUUCAUUUUGGGAUCCCAACAAAGUAUCUCCAUCAGUGCUCCCGAUGACUGGCAAGGUCGUUUCUGGGCCAGAACCUGGUGUGACGAAUCGACUGGUCAAUGUUUGACUGGUAACUGUGGAAGAUUGGAAUGUGCCGGUGCUGGUGGUGAACCUCCAGCUACUUUAGUAGAAAUCACCCUCAGGGGAUGGGGUGGAAUCGAUUACUACGACAUCUCUUUGGUUGACGGUUUCAACACCUUGGCCACCAUCGAACCCAUUGGAGGAUCCGGUGAUGGCGGUGAAUACAGUUGCAGGAAGGCCGUCUGCGAAUACCACAUCAACAACGACUGUCCUGAUGAAUUGAAGGUCGAUGGUGAACACGGUGUUAUCGCCUGCAAAUCUGCUUGUCUUCGAUUUGGAGGUGAGGAAUACUGCUGCUCUGGAUCUCACAACACUCCCGAAACUUGCAAAUCCUCCGACUGGCCCGUCGACUAUCCCAAAUACUUCAAGGACCGUUGCCCAGACGCUUACAGCUACGCGUACGACGACCACAAGGCCACCUUCACCUGCUUGGCCAACAAAUACGUCAUCACUUUGGGAGGUUAAAUAUUGUAAAAAAUUUGGUUAUUUUUAAAUAAAUUUAUUUUCACAACACAA
Aethina tumida (small hive beetle) is the source of this 813-nucleotide messenger RNA. RefSeq lists its product as uncharacterized. Lineage: Eukaryota; Metazoa; Arthropoda; Insecta; Coleoptera; Nitidulidae. Bases 25 to 762 code for a protein of 245 amino acids. Gene Ontology annotation, cellular component: extracellular region. The record is from RefSeq and is a predicted model, not a curated record. The transcript is spliced from 3 exons. Gene Ontology annotation, biological process: defense response.